Messenger RNA from Perkinsus marinus ATCC 50983, 666 nucleotides. Its product is annotated as Flap structure-specific endonuclease, putative. The transcript is spliced from 7 exons. The coding region runs from base 1 to 666 and encodes 221 amino acids. NCBI's taxonomy places the organism in Eukaryota, Perkinsozoa, Perkinsida, Perkinsidae. The record is from RefSeq and is a predicted model, not a curated record. Gene Ontology annotation, molecular function: metal ion binding; 5'-flap endonuclease activity; protein binding.
AUGGGGAUAAACGGACUUCUGAAAACUCUAGAGCAGCUCCAGCGACCCAUCUCGCAAGAUCUUUCCGAGUACAGGGAUAAACGUAUAGCCGUGGACACGUAUGUAUGGUUGCAUCGAGGUCUUCAAGCUGGCAAUGCUGCUAUGGACGUCGUCACGGGGAAGCCCACCAGUCUGCAUCUCAACUACUGUGUUCGGCGACUGGAAGUGCUCCUGUCCGCAGGAGUCGCUGAAGUCGUUUUAGUCUUCGAUGGGUGCCCUUUGCCUGCUAAGCUCGGUGUUGAAGACGAACGACAAAAGCGUCGCCAAGAAGCACGAGAGCUGGGUUUAGAGUAUCGGAAAGCUGGCAACCAUGCAGCUGCUCGUAAGAUGUUCACGCGGGCAGCAGACGUUACACCGGACAUGGCAGCAGAGCUCAUCUCACUGAUCAGAGGUGUCUCGAACCAGUUAGCCUUUCGCUGGAUUGUCGCGCCUUAUGAAGCCGACGCCCAGCUCGCGUAUCUUGCUUUGAAUGGGCUCGUCGAUGCUGUGAUAUCCGAAGACUCUGACCUCCUGCCCUUUGGCUGCCCCCAUGUUAUUUACAAGUUGGAUCUCGUCGCCGGUUCUGGACGUAGCNNNNGACAGCCGGCUGAAUGCGACAGGGUCGUCGUCAAUCUGGGGGUGAAGUGA